Messenger RNA from Histoplasma mississippiense, 693 nucleotides. RefSeq lists its product with no specific name. Bases 1 to 693 code for a protein of 230 amino acids. The transcript is spliced from 4 exons. The record is from RefSeq and is a predicted model, not a curated record. NCBI's taxonomy places the organism in Eukaryota, Fungi, Ascomycota, Eurotiomycetes, Onygenales, Ajellomycetaceae.
AUGGGCGAACCAACGCGUGACGAACCAACGCGCUCCUUACGGAGCAACACGUUGCUUUCUGAUGAGCCCACCGCGCAGAAGUUGUUCAAUACCAUUCGCAAGAGUAUUCUGGACACAAACCACUCCAUCGACUUAACCUUUCAAAACAUCGCCCCAACAUCAGGGUCCUUGAUAGUAGCUUCCCUUGCUGAAGACCCAGACAUAGAGCGCUCACUUCCUAGACUUUCUUACAAUUCCGUGACCCGGGUAUUAACUGCCCGAAUAAUGCCGACUCACGUCCAUGAUUGCCAUCAAGAAUGGCUUUGCUUUGAGCUCGGCCAAAUGCGCAUGGCCGGCUUUCUGUCUCCUGCAGAGGCAAGGUUGAUCAAGUUUCGCGUUGGCACAAGUGGGAGACCUCACGUUCAGCUUGUAUUUCUCAUCAAAUGGGCAAAGCUAUCGGGGGGAAGAAUCAAGGGUGACAUAGAGAUUCAUGGAAGAGAUAUGUCGGGAAAUGCUAUUUUGCUACAAACUGAGCCUAUAUUUCCUAUACCGUCUGGUAACCCCAGACAAGUUAUCCAGAUUACCCGAGCCCAAGUAUUUGGUACCGCCAUACUUACCGGAAGAAACCCUAGCGAUACAUAUCUCCUCCAAGUUGAGGAACUGCGUCAAAAAGGGCAGGAUGCAAUAAGACAAAUGGGUUUUGUGCCGGCGUAG